AGCGUUACGAAAGCUGACGUGGACAAACCUUUCAAACUUAACGGUUUAUUUCUGGCACCGGAUGCUUCAAACUAUUUAUUGCAAAUUGUACAGCGCGUAGAAAGCAGCAAACGCCAGAAGGUUCUGCGUCGUUUAGUUGAAACGAUACUUAAACAAAAGAUUGAUGACAGUCGAAUAACGCGAGCCCUUUGCGAGUCUGCGGUAAACGAAUGUAAAGCAGAUCGUAAUGUAGACACUCCAGUGCUAUUUGUGGUUGAUGCUUUUGAGGUUCCUCGGUUUCAGUAUUCUGUCACGUUGAAGAAGUUCAUUCCUUUGGAAAGUUCGCUAGCACAAGGACAGACAAAAUCGUUGUUUCCAUCGAUUGCUUAUCUUAAAUCCUUUAUGUAUGCGCAUCGUUAUGAGGUUGUCUAUCAACGCGUCCUACGGCAUCAAUUAUUCUCAAAGACCGCUGCGUUUGGAAGAGUGGUAACGGACGAUUCUCAGAGAGGCAAUUUCCGUAUCCGACCCAUCGAAUACCUUUUGGCUACUGGAUCGCGAAUAGAUUCAGUAAUCGUUUUGGGAAUGCUCUGUCAGUUGCGGGAGGGUGAUUGGCAUCUUGAAGAUCCGACUGGUAUUAUUCGCCUCAGCUUAGCAGAGACAGUUUUUCACGAGGGCUUAUUUCCCGAGGGUUGUAUCGUUUUGGUCGAGGGGAUGUAUGAAGACAAGCUGCUACGCGUGACCGGCAUGGGUCUACCACCUUGUGAACUCAGUGACGCGUCGCGACGCGUUUUCUCCGUGAGCAAUCCUUUUGGUGGUGGUCCGAUCGGUUCCCCGGCUGCACCACAAGAUCCUAAAAUGCAUCGUCUGUUGACUACCACUCAAGCUGGUGCCGACGCGAUGUUAGUGCUGCUUGGCGAAACAAGACUGGAUCGUCCAGGUUGUAUUGAACAUUUGGCUACACUGUUCGCCGGCUACAGUUCCUGUGCUCCAGUUGCGUUCGUCCUUACUGGAAAUUUCCUUAGUCCAGAUUCUACCGGCCGAAGCUACUAUGAGCGUAGAACAAUGCUUCAACAAAUCCUCCGCCAACUUCUUUCAGUCUAUACUAGUGCGUUCCCUGUGAGUGAGGACAAUCCACCGCCACAACUUAUUCUAGUUCCUGGACCAGAAGAUCCUGUAACGGCUCCUUCACACAUUCUCCCUCGCCCCAGUCUUCCCAUUGAUCUAAUUUCAGAUAACCCAACCAACCCCACAAAUCCCCAUAAAUGGCUUCGACUAGCUUCUAAUCCAUGCCGUAUCCGCGUAUACACGCGGGAGAUUGUUGUAUUUCGAGCCGAGUACACUCGUCUGCUUGUGCGUCACUGUGUUCACCUGCCUACGUUUUCGAAUACCGGUGUCGAAGGGGAACCCACUCAGGUGUCCGAAAGUGACCAGAAUCAGACAGAAGUGGCAACGGAAGCCGGCAUUGUUUCUGUGAAUGAAGAAAAUAACCAACUCCAAAACAACACAUUGCGCGAAGAGUUUCGUCCCAAGGUAGCACAGAGUACAACGGAACGACUUGGUGUUGGGUUGGCUCGGUGCUUAGCCAGUCAAUCUCACCUUCUACCUCUUCUCGGACAUAUUGCUCCUGUUUACUGGGCUUGGGACCAAGCACUUAGCCUCAACCCUCUCCCCAAUCUAGUAGUGGCUGUGGAACCGAAUGCUCUAGCCGAUUUGAAUGCUGCGACAAACCACACACAGACGGGAAACUGUCUGUUUGUAAACCCUGGACAAUUCGGAUCCGUUAUCGAAUCCACCGGUGUUGAUGUGGCGGACCGAAGGCGUUCUUUACGCACCGAGUAUGCAUUCAAGGUUUACUAUCCUCUUACUGGUUUGAUCGAAAACAGCUGUCUGCCAGAGUAA
Messenger RNA from Echinostoma caproni, 1878 nucleotides. NCBI's taxonomy places the organism in Eukaryota, Metazoa, Platyhelminthes, Trematoda, Plagiorchiida, Echinostomatidae. The record is from the annotation of a GenBank genome assembly.